ACCAAUAAUUUAAUUAAGUAGAAAAAGAUAAGAGAGAAGAGAGAGAGCAAUGGCCAAUGCGAAGCACUUUUGUCUCUUCGGCUUCUUUUGUCUGUUAUUACAGUUAUUCUCCAUCUUCCAUAUAGGAAAUGGGGAAUUGGAGAUGAACUAUUACAGAGAGAGUUGUCCAAAAGCGGAAGAGAUUAUAAGACAACAAGUGGAAACGCUUUACUACAAACACGGCAACACAGCCGUAUCUUGGCUCCGUAAUCUCUUCCAUGACUGUGUCGUCAAGUCGUGUGAUGCGUCGCUGCUUCUAGAGACAGCGAGAGGUGUGGAAUCUGAGCAGAAAUCGAAGAGGAGUUUCGGUAUGAGAAACUUUAAGUACGUUAAGAUUAUCAAAGACGCACUCGAGAAAGAGUGUCCUUCCACAGUCUCUUGCGCUGAUAUUGUCGCUCUCUCUGCUAGAGACGGUAUUGUCAUGUUGAAAGGGCCAAAGAUAGAGAUGAUAAAGACAGGAAGGAGAGAUAGCAGAGGGAGCUAUUUGGGAGAUGUUGAGACUCUAAUCCCUAACCACAAUGACUCUCUUUCCUCUGUUAUAUCCACCUUUAACUCCAUUGGUAUCGAUGUCGAAGCCACCGUCGCUCUCUUAGGUGCUCACUCAGUGGGUAGGGUCCACUGCGUUAACCUAGUGCACCGGCUAUACCCAACGAUUGACCCGACUCUCGACCCAAGUUACGCCCUUUACUUGAAAAAACGUUGCCCAAGUCCAACACCGGACCCGAACGCCGUCUUGUACUCCCGAAACGAUCGUGAGACUCCGAUGGUUGUGGACAACAUGUAUUACCAGAACAUCAUGGCUCAUAAGGGGCUUCUUGUCAUUGAUGAUGAGCUAGCCACCGAUCCAAGGACCGCCCCGUUUGUGGCCAAGAUGGCUGCGGACAAUGGUUACUUCCAUGAGCAGUUCUCACGUGGCGUCAGGCUCUUGUCCGAGACCAACCCACUCACUGGAGACCAAGGGGAGAUCAGGAAGGAUUGCCGUUAUGUGAACUAAUAUUGGUUAUAAAUUAUUAUAUUGUCA
Messenger RNA from Arabidopsis arenosa, 1060 nucleotides. The record is from the annotation of a GenBank genome assembly. Lineage: Eukaryota; Viridiplantae; Streptophyta; Magnoliopsida; Brassicales; Brassicaceae.